CCUGCUCCCUUCCGCUUCCGGUGUCACCCUAGGAUCAUGGCUGCCGCCGCCGCCGCUGCCGGAACCGGGGCACCUCCGUCUCCGGACGAAUUGGUUCCGAAAGGUGAUGCCGAGAAGACUGAAGAGGAGCUGGAAGAAGAAGACGAUGACGAGCUGGAUGAGACACUGUCGGAAAGACUCUGGGGUCUGACGGAGAUGUUCCCGGAGAGGGUCCGAUCCGCGGCUGGAGCCACUUUCGAUCUCUCCCUCUUUGUGGCUCAAAAAAUGUACAGAUUUUCCAGGGCAGCCUUGUGGAUUGGGACGACUUCUUUCAUGAUCCUGGUUCUUCCUGUUGUCUUUGAGACUGAGAAAUUGCAAAUGGAGCAGCAGCAACAGCUGCAGCAGCGCCAGAUACUCUUAGGACCUAACACAGGGCUGUCAGGAGGAAUGCCAGGGGCUCUGCCUUCACUUCCUGGAAAGAUCUAGUUACUACUGUAUUUGACCUGUCUUGAUGGGAGAAGUUGGAAAAGUAUUUGAACUGCUGAUUAUUUUUUAACUUUGGCACAUUGAUUUAUGUAAGUAUGGUGGGAGAAUUCUCCCACAUUGUGCCAUGGAGAGACUCCCAACUUGUAAUGUGUCCUCCAUGCUGUGCUCCUCAAUUGUUUCUUCUGUCCUCACUGAUAGCAGAGUGCAGGAAUGCAGACGAUUACUUCAGCCCAGCCCUCCACAUUUUGCUAAAUGACUCCUGACUGGAAGAUUUCACUAUCUCAUAGUGGGGUGUGAACUGAUACCAUUUGGAAGGAUGAACCUCUGACCACUGACUGUUUUGUUUUUAAGAAUGGAGCUGUUGGGGGAAGGUGGCAUGCAUCUACACAGUAUGAAAUAUAAAAUGCAUUACAGCUGCACUGUCAAGCAGUGACUGAAUUUCUCUGUAAGUUGGAACAGAACGAACCAGCAGCAGCUUCAACCACAAGAUGGGAACUGUGGGGGAAGAGCAGGAGCUCAUUUCCUCUGCACAGUUAGGCUAUUAGACAUGUGUUAUGUGUCUAAAGAAAAAAAAGUUAGUGCUUUUUGUAUUUAAAUAUUAAAAACAAUUCAAACAAA
Erinaceus europaeus (western European hedgehog) is the source of this 1083-nucleotide messenger RNA. It is a transcript of the gene TOMM22, whose product is annotated as translocase of outer mitochondrial membrane 22. Gene Ontology annotation, cellular component: mitochondrial outer membrane. The record is from RefSeq and is a predicted model, not a curated record. The transcript is spliced from 4 exons. The coding region runs from base 37 to 465 and encodes 142 amino acids. Gene Ontology annotation, biological process: intracellular protein transport. NCBI's taxonomy places the organism in Eukaryota, Metazoa, Chordata, Mammalia, Eulipotyphla, Erinaceidae.